Salvelinus fontinalis (brook trout) is the source of this 4360-nucleotide messenger RNA. Its product is annotated as aerolysin-like protein. The transcript has 4 exons. Bases 1595 to 2599 code for a protein of 334 amino acids. Gene Ontology annotation, cellular component: extracellular region. The record is from RefSeq and is a predicted model, not a curated record. NCBI's taxonomy places the organism in Eukaryota, Metazoa, Chordata, Actinopteri, Salmoniformes, Salmonidae.
UAAGGAAAUAUUUUAAAUCUAUGUUUUUAUUUUGACCAACAAAUGAACAAAACUUUCAGGGAACAAAUGCUUCCUAUAUUCUGAAACAGUUGCUUAAUUAUUUAUAAAGUCUAGUUAAUCAAGCAUGGUAUGGGUUUGUUGUCUCCCACGAUGAUAUUGGGGAGGGGACUACGGAUCUUUCUCUGUCCGUCCAUAUGUUUGCUUGUAAGUUAGUAAAACAAGAUAUCUCUGAGAGCACUGGGCUGAUUUUGACAAAGCUUGGGCUAAUGAUUCGUCUUGCCAUACAGAUUUGUCAUUUACAUAAUGACACUAAUUGGCCCAAUAUGGGGGCUAUGGUAAUUAACUGCAAUUUGUUAGUAACACACAAUAAGUCAAUUGGCCCAGGAGGCGGUGCAUCAUUCGUGGGGGACGACAUGUUUAUUGUGGCCUUGUUUUCACAUGGUUGACUUCAGCUUCCUAUUGUUCUGUUUUGAAUUCAAAAGUAUGAUGUUAGUAUGAUGUUUAAUGUGAGGUGAGUAGACUGUUGAGUGUAGUGUUUUACAUCAAGCUGUCUCUUCAUCUUCAAUACACUGAUUGACACAUCUAGCAUUGGGUACUGAAAUGUCAGGUUCCAAAUGAUUGAACUGCAGGGAAAGGUGAACUGAGAGAGGAAGUUCUUCAUGCCAGCCAGUUUGCUCUGUUAAAGCUGCAGUAGGUAAGUCUGUAGAAAGCAGACUUUGCUAGCAAUAGUCCAUCAAGUCAACUGGAAAGUUGCCAAUUUUCAAAGUAGGUGACUGGUGCUAUCUCGACAAAAAACAGACUUUGUUCAGUCACUUUACCAACUUCGUUAUCCUUAAUUUAAAUGUAAUGCAUAAACAGGAACGUUACCAACAAACAAACAUUUAACUGGCUCCAACUUCUGCUCCUCUUGUGCAGCGAUAGACCCUGCCGCAGCUGAACAGGAGGGGAGGGACUCAACUCUCACACUCUCGUUCGCUUUCUGUGCCUUCUGCCUGCAGACAUAACUGUUAAUAAAUCCGAAAUAAUGAAAUUGAUAUAAUUCAUCAUGUAUAUUUAUCUGUUUAAAUCAAAUUAUUUGUGCACAUUAGGUACAUCCCUACCAGGGACACGAUUGUCUGGAAUGAUAUUUCAGAGUGAUUGCAGAGUGAAGGGCAGUCAAAGAAGCUGGAUCUUCUCUCAGAACAUUUUACAUAUUGUUUGCUGACAGUGUGUGAUGACAAUUUCACGAAAUUGUUAAAAAUAACUAUGACCUAAUGCAGCUUUAACAUGAAAGCUUACUUAAAUUAGAGAAUCUUAAUCCAUCUUUGAAACUUAAGCAUGCAAAAGCGUUGUAUGUUAGUAAAAUAAAAUCUUAACCAACUCAUCUUGCUAAGUGAAAAACAUUUUAUAACUAAUGUUGAUUUUAUUACUAAUUAACUGCCCAUUUCAGGGAACAAACGAUACGUAAAUGAUGAAACAGUUGACUUACUGGUCAUCAUUUGUAGUUGAUCGGUAUAUAUGACAUGAUGUUUUUGUAUUCACAUUGUUCACUUUGGCCUGCUAUUGUUUUUGUUUUCACAUGGUGGAUGUUGGCCUGCUCUGCUGAUCCUGUGUAAUGUGUGUUCAGAUAUUUAAAAGCAGAAACUUUGUUUGGAAAGGGUACUUGACACACACACACACACUCAACAUGGCAACCACACUGGAACGUAUAGGUGGUCAAGGAGGCAGUGAAUUUGAAUUCCACGGCAUGAACAACGGUGCCACCCUCAAGAAGAUCGGCGUGGCGGUGGGAGGCUCGCAGGUGAAAGCUGUGCGGGCGGAGCUUACUGACGGGCGCGUUGCGACCUUUGGAGAUGCUAACACUUUCAAUGAGUUUGAGUUCAAACUCGGCGAGCGCAUCACAAAGCUGUCUCUGUGGGGUAACGGCGCCGGCACACGUCUGGGUGCCAUCAAGUUCACGACGAGUGAGAACAGGGAGUUCUUUGAAAAAAUGAACAGCUGGGGACUGAAGACUGAGUACACCAUCAAUGUGGGGUCUGGAAUCUGCCUUGGGCUGGAUGGCAGGUCUGGCUCGGACAUCGACUGCAUGGGCUUCCUCUUCAUCAACAACAUCAAGUCGUCCGUAAUGACUGACAUGAGGUAUCCCACCCUGUCCCUCUUCAAACCCCAGGUGAGCCCAGAAUAUGUGAAAUCUCUGUCUCACCACAACGACACCUCCUUGGUUCAAGAAGAGUCCAUUUCAUACAGCAAGACCCUGACCAAGACUUCCUCCUGGUCUGUCAGCAACAAGAUAGAGUCCACCUUGAGUGUGUCGGUCAAAGCAGGGAUCCCGGAUCUGGUCGAGGUGGCAUCAGGGUUCAGCUUGACCGUGGGAGUGGAGCAUUCCACCAGCUUGGAGAAGACAGAGACCAUAACUGAAUCAGAUACCAUCAACCUGAAGAUCCCGCCAGGGAAGACCAUGGAUGUUGAGAUCACAGUGGGGAGAGCCAAUAUCGACCUCGACUACGAGGCCAACGUGAAAGUCACCUGCAUGAAUGGCAGUCAGCUGGUCUUCCCAUCCAAGGGCGUCUACACCGGUGUGACUUACACUUCAGCGAGGGUAUCCACAAAGGAGAGAUAAUAAGUACAGUGAUAGAAUUAAAUAAUUCUUUGUGUGCCUUUUCUGUUACUAUGAUCAUCUUUGAGUGAUUCUGAUUGAACCCAGUUGACUCAGCUCUUUCUGUUAUUAUGAUCAUCUUUGAGUGAUUAUAAUUGAACCCAGUUGACUCAGGUCUUUCUGUUAAUAUGAUAAACUUUGAGUGAUUCUGAUUGAACCCAGUUGACUCAGCUUUUUAUUUCUGUCUCAGCAGAGGGGAAAACGACAGGAGGGUCAUUCUUACAAUACGGUGCCUUUGUGUCCCAUAACAUGUUAACACAUACACUACAGGUCAAAAGUUUUAGAACACCUACUCAUUCAAGGGUUUUUCUUUAUUUUGACUAUUUUCUACAUUGCAGAAUAAUAGUGAAGACAUCAAAACUAUGAACUAACACAUAUGGAAUCAUGUAGUAACCAAGAAGUGUUUAACAAAUCAAAAUAGAUUUUAGAUUCUUGAAAUAGACACCCUUUUUUCUUGAUGACAGCUUUGCACACUCUUGGCAAUCUCUCAACCAGCUCCAUGAGGUAGUCACCUGGAAUGCAUUUCAAUUAACAGGUGUGCCUUCUUAAAAGUUAAUUUGUGGAAUGGAUUUCCUUCUUAAUGCGUUUGAGCCAAUUAGUUGUGUUGUGACAAGGUAGAGGUGGUAUACAGAAGAUAGCCCUAUUUGGUAAAAGAACAAGUCCAUUUUAUGGAAAGAACAGCUAAAAUAAGAAAAGAGAAACCAAAGUCCAUCAUUACUUUAAGACAUGAAUGUCAGUCAAUCUGGAAAAUUUCAAGAACUUUGAAAGUUUCUUCAAGUGCAGUCGCAUAAACCAUCAAGCGCUAUGAUGAAACUAGCUCUCAUGAGGACCGCCACAGGAAUGGAAGACCCAGAGUUACCUCUGCUGCGGGUCUAAGUUUAUUAGAGUUACCAGCCUCAGAAAUUGCAGCCCAAAUAAAUGCUUCACAGAGUUCAAGUAAAAGACAUAUCUCAACAUCAACUUUUCAUAGGAGACUGUGUGAAUCAGGCCUUCAGGGUCGAAAGAACCCCCUACUAAAAGACACCAAUAAGAAGAAGAGACUUGCUUGGGCCAAGAAAUCUGAUCAAUGGACAUUAGACUGGUGGAAAUGUGUAAUUUGGGCUGGAGUCCAAAUUGGAGGUUUUGGAUCCAACCGCUGCGUCCAACCGCUGCGUCCAACCGCCGCAUUGUGGACAAACGGAUGAGCUCUGCAUGUGUAUUUCCCACCGUGAAACAUGGAGGAGGAGGUGUGAUGGUGUGGGGGUGCUUUGCUGGUGACACUGUCUGUGAUUUAUUUAGAAUUCAUGGCACAAUUAACCAGCAUGGCUAUCACAGCAUUCUGCAGCGAUACACCAUCCUUUCUGGUUUGAGCUUAGUGGCACUAUCAUUUGUUUUUCAACAGGACAAUGACCCAAUACACCUCCAGGCUGUGUAAGGGCUAUUUCACCAAGAAGAAGAGUCCACAAUCCCCUGACCUCAACCAUUUGGUUCCAUAUGUGUUACUUCAUAGUGUUGGUGUCUUCACUAUUAUUCUACAAUGCAGAAAAUAGUAAAAAUACAGAAAAACCCUUGAAUGAGUAGGUAUUCUAAAACUUUUGACCGGUAGUGUAUUUUGUGUGAAUUAUUGAACCACAUUCAUUGAAAAAUGUUUUAAUAUAUGGUUAGACACAAAUUUACCAUAGAAAAAUAAUGUUAUGUAACUAUAGCUUAAUUUCAUGAAUAAUAAACCAUUUGUCUUUUGUUUCA